AAAAGGUAAUUGAAACCAACCCUAAGCUCCUUUUAUCCUCACUCCAAAGGUAACCCCGAUUAUUGCUGACUUAAGCAUCGGAGUGUCUACCCCGAGUUCCACCUCGGGGCUUUGCAGGUCAAUCCGAAGUACGAAUGCGGACUGAAGAAGGAUUUCUGGUUUGGUGCAAUUACAUUUGGCGCCGUCUGUGGGAAUCCGAACUGAAAGCUCUCUUGUUGCUCACUCAUAAUGGUUAACACUCGAUCAGUCCGAGCUGGAAAUCCAUCUCAGCCUUUUGGACAAGGUCAACUCCCCAACAACCUUCCACCUCAGCUUCCACCUCAGAUCCCAAAUAUGUUCCCUCCUGUUGAUCAUGCAGAAGGAGGAGAUGAAAACCAACCACAUAACUCAGCUCACAACUCAGCUUCUACUACCAACCAAAACGUAGUUGCAGCUCAGCUUGCUGCCAUGCAACAACAGUUUGGUGUCUUUCAGCUAGUAUUAGCUCAGCUUUUAGCUCGGAACAACCUUGUACUAGAAGUUAGCUCCUUCGACCAGGCUGUGGGAAUUGCAACUGUGAUCUCAGGCCUUAACCAUGAGAGAUUCAGAGAUAGUCUGCUCAAGCAUCCUGCCACCACCUUUAGCGAGGUGAAUGAUAGAUCCCUCAAAUUCAUAAUUGCUAAGGAGUAUGCCUUGUCGCAGAAGCCAACUCCCUUUCAGAACCAAAACCCAUACUGGAGAGAUGAGAAUCAGAACAGGAAACAGAUGAGGACGGCACAAAACCGAGGUUCGAUGUCAACCUCCAUAUCGAGAUUUGGAAGGCCGAACUCAGCACCCCCACAACAAUCUGUAGAUCACGGUCAUACAACAAAGCAAUGCAAUAGCCUGAGGUCCGAGCUGGAAAGUCUAGCCCAGAAAGGAAUGUUGCCCACCUCCACUUCCACCCCCAGCCAGAAUUAUACACAUGAUUACAAGAGGAUUGGAAGCAGGAGGGAUGAGCUUCGAACAAAGGAAGUUAUAUGUCAGAGAGGGGUGGUAACACCUCACAACGACCCUUUGGUCACCUCAGUGAUGAUCAACAAUUGUCAAGUUCAGCGUGUACUUGUUGAUACUGGUAGCGCACCUAACAUCAUGUACAACCACUGUUUUGAGAGCCUAAGACUCGACCCAGCUCUGCUACAACGUUACGAUGGUCCCAUAUAUGGCUUCAACAACCAAUCAGUUCCAGUUGAAGGGGUCCUAACCUUGAAUGUUGCAUUUGGAAGUGGCCGAACCUAUGUGACUCCUUCAGUUCAGUUUCUGGUGGUCAAGAUGCCUUCUUCUUUUAACGUUGUCAUUGGCCGGCCCACAUUAACAGAGAUCCGAGCUGUGGUCUCUCAAUCUCAUCUCUGCAUGAAAUUUUCAAACCCCAUGGGAAUUGCAACACUCAGAGAUCAACCAGCAAAAAACCCUCCACCAGAAAUCCAUGACAAUCGGCAAGUGAUGGGGGUUGAAAUCCUUGAUAACCGACCUAAGGAUGAAACCCGAGCUGCUCCGGGUGAAGAUGUUGAGGAGACCUCAGCAGACAUGCCAGGAAUUCCCACCUCGGUAUCUCAACACAAACUCAGCACUAAUUCACUCAAGAGACCAGUGGCCCAGAAGCGACGCCUCUUUGGGGGGGAGAGGUUAAAGGUUAUCAAAGAAGAAGUUGAAAAACUUUUACAAGCUGGCUUCGUCAGACGGGUCGAUUACUGUGAAUGGGUCGCCGAUCCUGUGUUGGUGAAAAAAGCAAAUGGCAAAUGGCGGAUGUGCAUCAAUUACACUAACCUCAACCAGGCAUGUCCAAAAGAUUGUUACCCAAUGCCAAACAUUGACAAGCUAGUUGAAGCAGCUUCUGGAAACGAGAGAUUAAGUCUCUUGGAUGCAUACUCUGGUUAUCACCAGAUGGUUACCAUUGUAUUCCGAGCCCAAAUAGGCCGAAAUCUGGAAGUUUAUGUUGAUGAUAUCGUGGUGAAGAGUUUGAAAGCAGAAGAUCACUUAACUGACCUUGAAGAGACAUUCAACAAUCUCAGAAAGAACAGAAUGAUGUUGAAUCCAGAAAAAUGCAUCUUCGUUGUGGAGUUCGAAAAAUUUCUAGGCUUCAUGGUGUCCAGAAGGGGAAUUGAGGUUAACCCCGAGAAGAUCAAAGCAAUGGCCGAAAUGGAACCACCGAAGUUAGUAAAAGAUGAUGAAUCUGGCAAACAAAAGAAAUUUGAAUGGAAUUCAGAAUGCCAAGCUGCAUUUGACGAGCUGAAGUCUUAUCUUAGCUCACCCCCUUUGCUGACAAAGACUAAUGAUGGAGAAAUCCUUUACUUGUACCUCGACAUAUCAGAUGAAGCUAUCAGUUCCGUGCUAAUAAGAGAAGAAGGGAAGCAACAAAAGCCAGUCUAUUAUACUAGCAGUGUAUUACAUGGAGCUGAAAUCAGAUAUUCUAUUGCCGAAAAAGCAGCCUUAGCAGUUGUCACAUCAGCUAGGAAACUGAGACCAUAUUUCCAAUCACAUCUAAUCAUAGUCCUCACAGACCAACCCCUCAAACAAAUUUUACAAAAGCUAGAAUGCUCAGGAAGAUUGAUCAAAUGGGCAGUUGAACUGAGAGAGUUUGAGAUAACAUUUCAGCAGAGGUCAGCGAUCCGAGCUCAGGCGCUUGCAGAUUUCAUAGUGGAGUACACCUCGGCUCACUCUGAUUCCCAGCCUGAGCUGGACAACUGGAUUCUGUAUGUUGAUGGAGCAUCAAGUAACAAAGGUUCUGGCGCUGGUGCAAUCCUACUUGGCCCAGAAGGGUACCGAAGUGAACAUGCCCUGAAAUUUAAUUUUGACGCCACCAACAAUAUGGCUAAAUAUAAGGCUCUGCUACUUGGCUUACAAUUGGCAAUAGAACUGAAGCCAGCAGAAGAGCUCACUAAUCUGGUAGCACCUUGGCCAUUUGCUCAGUGGGGACUUGAUCUUUUAGGCCCAUUUAUGAAGGGGGUAGGAGGUGUAACCCAUCUGAUUGUUGGUGUGGAUUAUUUUACGAAAUGGGUUGAAGCUCGGCCAUUAUCUAGUCUUACCUCCAAGAAGGUCGAAGACUUUGUUUUCAGCUCAAUCAUUUGCAGAUAUGGGAUCCUGUAUCAGAUUGUGGCUGAUAAUGGAACUCAGUUCAACUGCUUUUCAUUUAGAGAUUUUUGCUCCAGUUAUGGGAUCAAAUUACAGUUCACCUCGGUGUACCACCUAGAGUCUAAUGGGAUGGUAGAAUCUAUCAACAAAGUUAUACUCGAGGGGAUAAAACCAAGGUUAGAGCUGCAUAAGGCCAGGUGGGCAGACGAGCUCAACAACGUCCUCUGGGCAUACAGAACCACGAGCCGAACUGCCAGAGGUGAAACACCCUAUCACCUGGCCUUUGGUACCGAAGCAGUCAUUCCUAUCGAGAUAGGAGUCCCAAGCUUCAGGGUCACCCAUUUUGAUGAAGGACGAAAUGGACAACUGUUUCGGGAGAACCUUGAUCUACUUAACGAAGUCAGAGAGGAAGCACGACUUCAAAGUCUAGUUUACAAGCAGAAAAUAGCUAACUUCUACAACAAACGAUUAGCACCAAACUGGGAAGGCCCCUACACUAUAGCCGAAGUGCCGCGCCCAAGUGCUUAUAUCCUACGGGACAUUGAAGGCAAAAGGGUUCUUAGAGUUUGGAAUGUCAAUAACAAGUGCUUAUAUCCUACGGGACACUGAAGGCAAAAGGGUUCUUAGAGUCUGGAAUGUCAAUAACUUGAAGAAAUUUUACCCUUAAUACACUUCUUUUAAGUGAACCUUGUCUUAUUUUUAUAAUCGUCAUUAUUCUCUCUCUUUCUGCUCAAUCUAAUGUGUAUAUGAGCUUAAUUCAUUUAUCUCAUUAAUGAAUUUCACUUCGCAUU
Rubroshorea leprosula is the source of this 3881-nucleotide messenger RNA. The record is from the annotation of a GenBank genome assembly. Lineage: Eukaryota; Viridiplantae; Streptophyta; Magnoliopsida; Malvales; Dipterocarpaceae.